Punctularia strigosozonata HHB-11173 SS5 is the source of this 3138-nucleotide messenger RNA. RefSeq lists its product as uncharacterized. The record is from RefSeq and is a predicted model, not a curated record. Lineage: Eukaryota; Fungi; Basidiomycota; Agaricomycetes; Corticiales; Punctulariaceae. The transcript is spliced from 3 exons. Bases 1 to 3138 code for a protein of 1045 amino acids.
AUGUCGACCUCCGAGUCCGACGAGCCGUUGCUCGACGACGAACAUCCAUUAGCUCUUGAACUCGUCAGCCUGCGCGCGGCGGUAGCAAGAUACCAGGAUGAGGCCCACGCCAACGCUGUCAAGCUUCAGCGGCACUCACUGGAAGCAUCACAUGCACUCUCUCGAACACGCGCCUUGGAAGUAGAAAACACAAGGCUCCUGGAAGAGAUUGCUACUCUGCGCGCGGAACCAGCGCCCGACAUCGCCGCGGCCAAUGCCACCCAUCAAGCCGCAGAAUUGACCCUUGCGCUGCGUUCUCUGUCCGACAAGCUUACCGCCACGGAGGCUACGCUCGCUGCACGGUCUGCUGAGCUUGCUAAGGCGAACAACGAGAUCCGGAAACACAGCCACGAAGUCCAUCGUGCCAAAGAAGAGGUCGCUAAGACGUAUGCGAUCAAGGCGGAGUACGAGGAACGUGAGCGUGAACUGGAGAGGCGGAUCUGGGCAGCGGAGGAAGAACGUAAUAUGGCGGACCUCGUCGUGCAGGAAUAUGCCGACCUCGUCAGAGAGCUGGAAGGCCGUCAUAAGAGCCCUGGUCACUCGCGCACGUCCUCAAGCGUCAGUUCAUCGAGCAUUGUCAGCGAAAAUCUGGUGCACGGCCUUGCAUCGAAUAGGCAAGGACUUCAGAGAUUGUUCUCGGAAUUCAGCGCGUCCUCCGAAGCGUUCGAAGCUGAGAUCACCCGACUCCAUGGCGAACUGGCGUCCCUGGCCGCCGAGCGCGAAGCGGAAAGACGUGCCUGGGAGGUGGAGCGCGCUCAUGCAGCUCAAACUGCGAUGGAACUUGAAAAGCUACGGAUCGACGACAAUACCGCCGCCAAAAUGGUUUCUCGCUACAUGAAAUUUUCCCAACAGACCACCUCUUCUCUCCAAGCCGCACUCGAAAAGCUCAAGAUUCGCCAUGCUGCCACCAUAUCUACUUAUGAGAGCCAGCUUGCCUCCCUGCAGCAUCUCCUGUCGUCAUCACAGUCGGAUGCCUCAAGGCUCCGAGAUGCAUUGGAUGAGCUGACUGGCGAGCUGGCGAAGGAGCGUUUUGGACGUCGGAGAGAGGUAGCCCUCAGGCUUGCGCUGUUGAGCAGGGAGGAGGCACUACAAGAAGGCCUCGCAAGGUGGAUCAGGGACGCAAAACAGAAACUCCAGAAAGCGGGUUGCGAUGACCCGGAAGACGUGAAGAAUGCGUGUCAGGCCAUGCUCAGUGCUGCCGGAAAACUCCAGGAAUGUGGUGGCGUGGACGGUGAUUUCCGAUUUGCGUCUACGGCAAGGAUCAUCGCUGCGGAGGGUGCGGUUAGGGCGUUGUCUUCCGAACUGAACGCGGAGACAGGAGCCAGAAUGGCGUUGGAGAGAAGGAUCGCCAGGUUGAGGACUGCGAACGGGAUCAGGGACUACGACGAUGAACCGCCGAGUGUUCCUCCAAAGAGUGCAUCAUUUCGACCGCAAAGCCAAGAGACAAAUGGACAUAUCAUUAUGCUACCGGACAACGGCCAGGACAUUGACAGACCGCCACAACACACGCAUGAACAACAGCCACAUCUGCACGACGACGUGACUCCGGAAGUGAUAGAAGAUCGCUCAGCAACGCCCUCGGCGCGAGGAGAUGUCCAGGUUUAUAUAUCCCCGAGUCUCGCAGCCGCACACACCGCAGGUGAUACUCAGUCAAUGGCACCCAGUGCGUCGGCACAUGCUCCUAGCUCGACAUCGCAACCGCUUUCCCGCGACGACAUUUCCAAUGAGCCCGUGCUACAUCCGGAGAUCCAGCAGCUGGAUAGCGUAGUCGCAGAAUCGGAGGAGUCUACCUCGCCCGAUGUGGGGCAGUCGUCGGCGUACCACGCGCCACCGGUUGAGGCUACGGCAUCAGAUCUUGAGGAGGUGCAGUCUCGUAAAGCCGAGCCGAGCCCGGGCGUGACGACGCGGACAUCCAGCAUCGCAUUCCCCACGGACGCCACAGAAUCAGCAACUCCGUUAUCGAUCGAAAACGACGCGUACCUCCCGGCCUUGCCAUCCGACGACGCAUCUACGGUGGCUGAGGAGGAAGCUGUCGCGAUGGUCACCCCGCAGCCCGCCAAGGGUGACGAUAUUCCGACUGCUGAUGGUGCUCAUGCCUCUAUCAUGGAGGUCACCAACGAGAACCCGCUUCUCGUCGACCUCCAACAGGUCAAGACACGCUAUGAUAGUAUGCAGCGGGCGUUCAGGGACUGCCAUCUCGCUCUCAAGGCUCUGCAGAGUGACAUAGGAGUCUCACAGGACGACACUGGGGCGUCGUCGAGCGCGCACUCCCUUGGGGCCAACCAGCAUCACGCUGUCCUGCGCGUUGCCAUAGAGAGGCUGAGCGACUUCACUGAGGAUGCCCGAGUGGAGCUCGAGAUCCGAAUUGCGGACGAAGAACGUAUGAUCAUGGGAUAUGAGACGCUGCUCAGUGUCCCCGGUGCGCUCUCUUCCGCCACUGACGAUGGAAUGGGAGACCUAGAGAAGGAUAUCCGACUCUUCGUCACCGGAGAAGACUCGGCGGUGCAGAAGGCUCUCAGAACGUUUGGCCGCAAACUUGAAGACGUGCAGCACGACAUCGCCUCUGUGAAACGUGCUUUACAUGAGGGGCCCGCGCACGAAGCAGAACAACCCUCGGCACCGCCGGAAAGCCCCAAGGCCACGACAUGGUCGUGGACAGGCGGCUUAUUCGGAACGUCGAGAUCGCCGAGCCCUGCACCAACCUUUGGCUCCGUCGUGACCCAGCCUCGUCUGCGACACCAGAACUCGUCCAAUCGGCUUUUCCCUCAAUAUCAGCGUCGCGCCAGCGCCGGGUUAGCUCCUAACACUGACUCAGAUCCAUUCGCUGAAAUUGGCUUGCGGGUGUCUAUGCCCUCGCAUGUGGCCUCCCUGGCACGUUCGGGCACUUCCCAGCCGUCGCCACAGUCGCGAACGAGGACGAUAUCCGGCAUGUACAUGUUAGGGCUCGGUUCGGGAAUUGGGUCCAGGAGCGCACUCCCCACGCCCUCGCAUGCCUCUGUUGUUCCGCCAUCCCCUACCCCGAGGAGGCAACAUAUACCCCUUAUAGCUACAUCGGACGAAGAGAGCGAGGACUCGGAAGACCAAAACGAUGUAGAAUAA